Messenger RNA from Colius striatus (speckled mousebird), 1758 nucleotides. It is a transcript of the gene KCNA3, whose product is annotated as potassium voltage-gated channel subfamily A member 3. The transcript has a single exon. Gene Ontology annotation, molecular function: delayed rectifier potassium channel activity; protein binding. The record is from RefSeq and is a predicted model, not a curated record. Gene Ontology annotation, cellular component: membrane; voltage-gated potassium channel complex. Gene Ontology annotation, biological process: protein homooligomerization; potassium ion transmembrane transport. NCBI's taxonomy places the organism in Eukaryota, Metazoa, Chordata, Aves, Coliiformes, Coliidae. Bases 1 to 1758 code for a protein of 585 amino acids.
AUGGACGAGCGCCGGAGCUUGCUUUACUCUCCGGCCGCCUCCUCCACCAGCCGGCAUCCGCGGGGUGGCUCGAGCAGCAGCCACCACAACCUGGGCUACACCGAGCAGCAGCCCCCCGCCGCCUCCCAGCCUCUCCCUGACCAAGAGGAGGAAGAGGGUGAAGAAGGGGAGGAAGGCAGCAUGACCGUGGUGGGAGGCGGCGGUGGCGGAGACCCUUUGCUGGAAGAAGCGCAGCAUCCCCAGCCCGCGCUCGGGGGGGACCGCUACGAUCAGCCCCCGGCUCCGGCCGCCGUCCCCGCCGGGCAGCCCGCGGGCAGCGGGGAGCACGAGUGCUGCGAGCGGGUGGUGAUCAACAUCUCGGGGCUGCGCUUCGAGACGCAGCUGAAGACGCUGGCGCAGUUCCCCGAGACGCUGCUGGGGGACCCUCGGAAGAGGAUGCGCUACUUCGACCCCCUCCGCAACGAGUACUUUUUUGACCGGAACCGCCCCAGCUUCGAUGCCAUCCUCUACUACUACCAGUCGGGCGGGCGCAUCCGGCGGCCCGUCAACGUCCCCAUCGAUAUCUUCUCCGAGGAGAUCCGCUUCUACCAGCUAGGGGAGGAGGCCAUGGAGAAGUUUCGGGAGGACGAGGGUUUCAUUCGGGAGGAGCAACGGCCGCUUCCCGACAAGGAGUUUCAGCGCCAAGUGUGGCUCCUCUUCGAGUACCCCGAGAGUUCUGGGCCGGCCCGAGGCAUCGCCAUUGUGUCUGUGCUGGUCAUCCUUAUCUCUAUCGUCAUCUUCUGCCUGGAGACCCUGCCUGAGUUCAGGGAUGACCACGACUACGAGGGAACCGGUGGAACCUUUGGGACGGGCGGUGGCCCUCUCCCGCCCGAUGUCUUCACCAACUCCUCGUCCUCAGCCGCUUCCAUGGUGUCGUCCUUCACUGACCCUUUUUUUGUGGUGGAGACUUUGUGCAUCAUCUGGUUCUCCUUCGAGCUGCUGGUCCGUUUCUUUGCCUGCCCCAGCAAGGCCACCUUCUCCAAAAACAUCAUGAACAUCAUUGACAUUGUGGCCAUCAUUCCCUACUUCAUCACUUUGGGGACGGAGCUGGCUGAGAGGCAAGGCAAUGGCCAGCAAGCCAUGUCCUUGGCCAUCCUCCGGGUCAUCCGGCUCGUCAGGGUCUUCCGUAUCUUCAAGCUGUCCCGGCACUCCAAGGGGCUGCAGAUCCUGGGGCAGACCCUCAAGGCCAGCAUGCGGGAGCUGGGCUUGCUCAUCUUCUUCCUCUUCAUCGGCGUCAUCCUCUUCUCCAGCGCCGUCUACUUCGCCGAGGCCGACGACCCCAGUUCGGGUUUCAGUAGCAUCCCCGAUGCCUUCUGGUGGGCCGUGGUGACCAUGACCACCGUUGGCUACGGGGACAUGCACCCCAUCACCAUCGGGGGCAAGAUCGUGGGCUCUCUGUGCGCCAUCGCGGGCGUGCUGACCAUCGCUCUGCCCGUGCCCGUCAUCGUCUCCAACUUCAACUACUUCUACCACCGCGAGACGGAGGGUGAGGAGCAAGCCCAGUACAUGCACGUCGGGAGCUGCCAGCACCUCUCGUCCAGCGAGGAGAUGAGGAAGGCUCGCAGCAAUUCCACCCUCAGCAAGUCUGAGUACAUGGUGAUCGAGGAAGGGGGAAUCAACCACAGUGCAUUCAAACAGGCUGCCUUUAAGGCAGGCAACUGCACAACCACAAACAAUCCCAACUGUGUGAACAUCAAAAAGAUCUUUACGGAUGUUUAA